GCACAAUCAAAUUUCGAAAUUAAUUAUGAAUAAAUUUGAAAGUCUAUUUUCCGUUUCUAUAAUUAGGUGAAAAAGGGUUUUUUUAUUUUGCGUUACAUGCUAUCGCGAAGUCCUUGAAAAUUCACUAUUCAGGAACUGCUAUAAUAGUUUUUUCGUAUUUGCAUCGCAGACUAGCAAUUACUUUUACUGAGCCUGCUAACAAGAAAUACGUCAUUGUUGACGUCCUGAGCAAAAAACAACUGAUGGUAGCACACAAAGAUUGGAUCGUAGGAAAGGAACUGUGCGCUUUUCCGAACGAGCAUGUAGAUAUACAUCUUCAGAAGAGCGACCAACCGAAUGAAAAUUGGUCAUUUAUGAAAUGUAAAGUGAUUCACGAAUUAGAUUCUCUCCAGUCGGCAAAAGAUCUGUUAGUUGCCCUACAGAUACUGGAGUCUCAACGGAAAAACACCUCAACGGAUGAAAACACUUUGCCACUUAACACUGAAAAGCCAAAAAGAGGUGUAAUGAAGCGUAAAGAAGAUUUUCUUUACAAUUCAGUCGACAUGGAUGUGGCUGAGAUGCAGUCUAGGAAUGUCCCCGUACAAUAUCCAAAAUUCCGUGUUUUCGAAAAAUUCAUAUCGCCAAUUCGACACAAUUAGAGACAUCACCUUCGACAUCGGAAUGUAAGCAUGUUGGCGGCGCUAUAGUGGACAACAGUGAAAGGUUGUAUACACUGG
Schistosoma margrebowiei is the source of this 716-nucleotide messenger RNA. The record is from the annotation of a GenBank genome assembly. NCBI's taxonomy places the organism in Eukaryota, Metazoa, Platyhelminthes, Trematoda, Strigeidida, Schistosomatidae.